Molecule: messenger RNA, 3587 nt
Organism: Cyprinodon tularosa
Lineage: Eukaryota; Metazoa; Chordata; Actinopteri; Cyprinodontiformes; Cyprinodontidae
Gene: rassf3
Product: Ras association domain family member 3
Exons: 7
Coding region: 56-1342 (428 amino acids)
Biological process (GO): signal transduction
Cellular component (GO): cytoplasm
Source: RefSeq, a predicted model, not a curated record
UCAACCUGCUCUCUGACAGCUGCCGCAGACUUUAAGCGGCAUUACCAGGCUCAGCAUGAAGGGAGUAAUGUUUAACCCCGCACCCAGGAUCCGUGAGAUCGCCUCCAAGGACUCCCUGGCAAUGGAUGACUCAGCUGUGGAGCCUGUUCGCAUUAAAACAUCCCGGCUGACCCAGACGACCGCCGAGGCUCAUCUGGAAACGACGUGGCCGCCGCCCGGAGCCAAGGUGCGCAUCAAGGCCAACAAGGGCGCGGUGGUGAGGGUGGCCCGGCGGUGUUCCAACCCCCAAGCGUCCAGUUUGGUAGAGGUGUGGGCACCGAGAGAGGAGCCGGAGGAGAAACCUCAGAGCCCUGAAACGAGAAAACCGCCUGAAGCCAUGAAAAACGGGGUAGAAGGACACGGAGGAGCGCCACCCAGGAGCCGGAAGAACCGCUUCAGGGCCCCCGAUGUGAGGACCAUCUUCUCUCCCAGCGAGAAGGACCCCAGAGUGAAGGAGGAGACCGGGGAGGGACACACCUUUGAGCCCGGAGGCGAGAACAACUGGUGUGAUGUGUGCUGCAAUUAUAUCCUCCAACACGGUCUCACCUGUGCAGGUUGUAAAUAUGCAUGUCAUGCUGAGUGUCGAGAGAGCGUGUCGCUUGACUGUCAUCCUGCUGCGUCGCCCCUCAGUCAAGACAAGCUGAACAACAACACGCCGCUCCAUGAUGUGGAGAAGGAGCGAUGGGGGAGAACGGAGCUCAGCAGGGAGGAAAUCCAGCAGAGGAUCGAGCAUUACAACUCCAUGACCAAAGACUACCUUAAAAUGACUCUGAACCCUACUGGUGUCUACACGGGUUUCAUCAAGGUUGUGUUGGAUCUAAGAAGGCCGGUGACGGUGCGCGGAGGUCAGACAGGAGCUGGAGGAGAAGCCGUGAUGCAGGAGGCCUUUUAUCUGCCGCAGGAAGUCAGCAACACGCUCCACAUCAGCUCUGAAAACACCGUCAAACAGGUGAUCAUGGCGCUGCUGAAUAAGUUCACGGUCGCUGACAACCCUGCCAAGUAUGCGCUGUACAAACGUUACCGCAGGGAAGAGCAGGUGUAUGUGUGCAAGCUGGCGGAUGGCGAGAAGCCGCUGUUCCUCCGUCUGGUGGCUGGACCCAACCUCGACGUCCUCAGCUUCGUUCUGAGAGAACAGCAGACAGGAGAAGUCAUGUGGGACGCCUUCUCCAUCCCUGAGCUGCAAAACUUUCUCCGGAUACUUGACAAGGAGGAGCAGGAGCAGAGAGAUGCAGUAAUUCGUCGCUAUGAAGCCUACCGGCAGAGACUGCAGGAGGCCAUAAUGGAGGUCAGAGGGCCUUCGUAGAGGAUUUCCCCUCCAUCAAACCAAACUGCUGCUCCUCCUCACAGAGACUGAGGAUGUGCGUUUUCUAUCUGAAAUCUCCUUGGAGGAGAAACGGGGUGUAGAUGUUGGUAGAGGGAGGGUGUGGAAUGGAAAGCAAGUGGAGGGAACCAGCGCCUGGAUGAAGGGAUGGUUUGGAUACACGGAGGACCGCUUACACAUGAAGGACUCGGAAGACAAUAAACUUUCAGACGUCUGCACUCGCCAAAGAUUCACUCGUGUGCCAUAUUGUUUCCUCUCAACCAUCCCUCCUCCUUUCUUCUGCUGUCUUAUAAUUUAUCUCAAUUCCUUUUUGUUUCUUUCACUUUAUUUUAACUUGUGAGAGACUUGAGGUUGUAUUUUUAUUUAAUUCCUUUGUUUUAAAGGUUUGUACAUAUGUUUUCUUAAUUUAUAUGAGUAAAGCUUUAUCCGUUUUUUUUUUCUUUUAAAGCAAAGUCUUAUUUCUUUUUCAUUGUUAAGAGAAAGACUUUUUUUUUGGCACAGACAGGGAAUAGAUUAUCGAGGCGGUCACUAUAUGAUGCGUACAUCAGAUAUCGCUGAUGCAGUGGUAAUUUAUAUAUGCAAAACAAAAGCUCUGAGGAAUGAGGCAUGUUAACUGGAAGCGCUGUAGCUGGAAAAGGUGAUGUACUUCUGAAGAAAAGUAGAUAUCUACUAAAGUAUGGAGCCCUGAGCGUGCCAAAUGUAGAACGAUAUCAUGAAUCAUGAAGAUCCACAUGUUGAGUCAUAAAGGCAACAUAUAGUUCUUUUUGUGGCAUUUAUUAAUAUUAAGCUAAAAGUAUUAUGUUUAAAAAACUCUCUAAAAUUAGUCUACCCACUUUUUGAAAAUUUUUAUUUUCUAAAUUUGUUUUGCUACAGCAAAACUUGGGAAUCACUAAACUAUUAUCAUUUAUCAUUAGAAUCUAAAAGAUAAACAUAAUUUUUAAAUAUUUUAAUUGAUCGUUAGUUUAGGUCAAAAAUGAUUUGUCUUUACUUUGGAAUAUUGUUUCGUUGGAGGUGCGAAGACUUAAAGAGAUUAAAUAUCACAGUUUUACUGUAAAACUCCAUCUUUACACAGAGUUUUAACCUCUAGUUUUAGAUAUGGAAAAAUGUGGAUUGCAAAGUAUUUCAUCAAAUAGUUUUUUUUAGAAUAUAGAUUUUUGGCACAUCUUGGGCUCCAUAAAUACCAAUUGGAAGCUAAAUUGAGCAAAUAUAUGCAGGCAGUGUUGUGCCCCUAUAAAGUUUAUUAUUAUUUUCAUGUGGCUUUUGAUAAAUAUAAGUGAUAACAUCAUAAAUUAGACUUUCACUUCUAAGUUUGAUGCUCAAUGUCAUAAUCCUAUGAAAUGCCAUAUACAUGGAAUGUCAGUUAUGAUCUAAUUUUUAAAAGCUAUAAUAAGAUAUUCAGUUUGUCGUGUUUUGAUAUCGAAAUUAGACCUAGAGAAUUUGGAAAUAUGAAAAAAGUUGAGUUUUAAGUUCAUUAUUUCAACUUUCUAAAUCUUAAGUCUAUGAUAUAUGGUCACUUUCUAUUGAUAAUACAUAUGCUGUUUUGUUUUUUCAGCUGGGAGGAACGGCGCUCUAUACUGGUAGAGAGAAAUCUACUCUAAUUUGAGGCUAAAUGAAAACUGCUUUUAUAUUGUGGGUACAGAAAGUUGAAAUGUUUUAAUGGAAGAUGUUAUUCUUAUGAGCAAAGAAUUAUAUUUUGUACAGAUAUUUUUCUGUAAAUUGACUUUCGGAGUUCCAGUGUUUGCAGGGAAAGAGUGAUGAGAUGCAGUUGGUUUCUGGAAGUUGACCGAGUGUUUGAGGAAGUAGAAAAGAAACGCAAGAUGUUUGCAAGGAGGAAAAAUAAUAAGAUUGGCACCAAGCAGAGUGACUGUGGCCUUGGGGACGACAGGGUUUUCCUUUAGCCAAACGUCACUGAUAAAGUUUGUCUGCUUUGUGCAUUAAUGAAAGCUCACGUAGCGAAAGGUCUGUGUGUGCGGAUAGCUGGCAAACAAAGAAGGCUGCUUUGUCCUGACAGAUUGUCCUGUUUUUUCAGUAUUCUCUGUCUGCAGCUAUGCAGUUUUAUCUUCAUUUGAAAUGUCCAACCUUGACCUCUAUUAUAAAACUGAGCUUGGAUUCUGUGAGAUAUUCUAGAGGGAAAACAGAAAGUGAGGAUGGAAGAAAUACUAAGAGAUUUUAGAGAGUGGAAAACAUGCAGAAGGUUUCGCUGAAAUGUUUUAAAUGAAAGAAAUAU